Molecule: messenger RNA, 1772 nt
Organism: Monodelphis domestica (gray short-tailed opossum)
Lineage: Eukaryota; Metazoa; Chordata; Mammalia; Didelphimorphia; Didelphidae
Gene: JSRP1
Product: junctional sarcoplasmic reticulum protein 1
Biological process (GO): skeletal muscle contraction; regulation of ryanodine-sensitive calcium-release channel activity
Cellular component (GO): sarcoplasmic reticulum
Source: RefSeq, a predicted model, not a curated record
CCCCUGCGCGAGCCGGCGCGCACCCUGCGGGGAGGCGAGUCUGAGAAGAGGCUGGGAGGGUGGGCCCGGCCGUUGCGAGCGCGUCGCGCGCUCCCGAGCGCGAGCCUCUUUUCGCUCCUCCCCCUGCUCCCGGGAGGGAGGCUGGGGGAGCACUGUGCUUGCCGUGGCCUGAGGGGAUUGGUCAGGAUUUGUCCCAGCUGAGGUGACCAUCUGUUGCUGUCCUUCACCAGUCCUGCCCUAGGAGCAGACUGAGAAGAGAGACUCAACCCCCAAGGCUAGCUACUGGAGCAACCCCACUCAUUGCCCCCAGGAAGGGGUCUGUGUGAGAAGCGUGUGAUGCCCCUCUGAGCCACACAUUCCUGCUUUGUGAGGAGCCUGGCCUCAACAUGGCCACCGGAGACCUCGAGGUGCCGGACAGGGGUCUGGGCUGCCCCGAGGCCAUGGAGGAGCUGGCCAUGUUGAUGGAGAAAUCCAGGAAGCAAUCGCAGGAGGAGAAGGCCAAAGGUGGCGAGAUGGCAGAAAGGAGUGAAGAGGUGAGCAGCCAGGCCCAGGGGCCGGACGAGGACGGGCAGAGCCGAGCGCCCCAGCAGGCCCCGGAUGGCAUCAGGCCCUCCAAGGCGAAGGCGGAGCAGGGAGGCCCCGGGAAGGCGGCCACAGCUCCUAAGAGCGCCCCCACUCGGAAGAAAAGCAAGGCCCAGGCCCAGCCCCCUGGAAAGCCACAGCUGCGGCCCGGGCCGCUGAGCGACGAGCUGCCCUGGGGAGAGAUCACCCUCAACAAGUGCCUGGCGCUGGCCUCCGUCGUGGCCGUCCUGAGCAUGGCCUUCCAGGUGUUCCAGGAUGUCAUCGAUGGCGACGAGGAGGGCCCUGAGGCUGCCCCUGCGCUGUGGGCCUGGCCAGGCAGCGGUGCCCCCAAGGACGGGGGUCCCACACCGCCCAAGCCCAGGGACGGGGCCAAGACACCGGCCCCACCUGCGGGGCCCAAGCCCCCUGCCAAGGAGAGCCCCGGGGCCUUCCGGCUCGGGGAGGCCCCUCCAAAAGAGCUGGAGCCAGAGGCCCCGGAGGAGGAGAAGGCGGGCCCUGCCAGGGCCCCGGAAGUGGCCGCCCUGCCCGAGGACCCUGGGCUGGGCCCCGGAGCGGAGAGGCCCGAGAGGCCAUCCUGGGCCGGAAGCAAGAAGGGCUCCCGGGAGGAGAGAGCCGAGCCUCCCCGACGGGACCGCAAAGAGGGAGGCCGCCGGCCGCGGCCGCCCAGAGAAGGGGCCGAGGAGGCUCCGCGCCGGCCCUGGGAGCGGGAGCACAAGCACCACCGGGGCAGGUGGGAGGACUCCAAGAAGCCCCCCCGGGAGGGAGCCAGGAACAAGAGAGAGGAGCAGCGCAGGCAGGAGGACAGGGCCAGGUUCUUCCCCAAACAGAAGUACCGGGAGGGCAAGCGCAGGGACUGAGGAGCCCCCCCCCCCCCUCCCCGGAGGCCCUGGUGCCACGCCUAGCCCUGACAGUCACUACCUGUGUGACUCAAGCAUGUCUAAGCUCUCUCUGGGCCUCAGUUUCUCCUUGUGGAAAGUGAGGUCUGAUGUCCCGGAUACCUUUGUGACAAGGGGGUGGAGGCUGCCUGGCAUGGAUUGCCAUGAAGGUCUGAGGAGCGCCCGGCCUUUCCAGGAGGGCCAUCGAGCUGUCCCCCAGGCCCGGCCACCUUGGCGAGGGAGGCGUCCUCGAUUCCAGCCUUCGUCCCUCCCCCCGGGCCCCCCAGUUUAUUAAAGCGAACGUCUGAAAAGAAA